UAGUUUCCAAGUCAACAAUUUAGGAAAAAGUAUCUUGAAUUGUUAUUUGUUUGUAAAUUGAAAGAUCUUUUCAAUCGAAUAUGAACUUGAGUGUAGUUGAUGAAUUAAAAGUUGAAGAAUGUCUACGUAAAUGUAAAUGCUGCUUGGAUGAUAAGGAACUUAAAGCGCUGUGGGACGAACAUGUCUACGACGGUGAACAAGAAAUAUACGGUCUACUCUUGGUUGAAUGUUUCGCUUUACCGUGGGAGCCAUCGGAAGAUGAAGAAUUCAUUUGCAAAUUGUGUGUCUCACGACUCCGUGAAGCUGUAUAUUUUAAACAGGAAAUAUUAUCAACUGAAGAAAUUUUAUCAAAUGAAAUUGUCACCAAAGACGGCCAUUGUCCAUCCACUCAAGACAAAGACACAACCAUUCAGUAUAUAUCUCAAGACGAAUUAGAUCAGUAUACCAUCUUAGAAGAUGCUUUGAGUGAUAGUAAUGAGCCGCAAGAGGUCGCAACCUCGCUCCCAUCUAUUUCUCCGGAGGACAGAUAUGAGCAAGUGGAGUAUCUUGAAAUGGAAGACCAAACCGCUCAAGAAAAAGUAGUAGUUUUGGAUUUAAAUCCAGAAGAGUCCAGCCAGGACUCCUCGAUCCCAGGUGCCCUGAGUCCCGAGCUAACUAAACGGAAAUGGCCGAAGAAAAAGAAGAAGAGUGAACGCACAAAACAGUACAAGCAGUACACACUACAGGACCUCCGUUGCGCUGUGAAAGCGGUCCGCAGUGGAGAGAUGUCGCUAGCAAUCGCAGCGACAACAUAUGGCGUACCCAAGAAAACCCUAGCCGUGAAGGUCAAUGUCGAUGGUGGGGACGGCGACGAAGCCAAAGAAUCGAGUAACGAGAAACAUUUCCAGUUGAUAGAGGAAAUAAAGAAGAUACUGCUUCAUACAACAGCGAUACCAUUCAAAACGAAGACAACUCGAUACUACUGCUUCUAUUGUUCUACCGAGGGACCGACUUUCGAAGACCCGGACGAUUUAAGAAAGCACACGAGAACGAAACACGUCCACGAACGAACGAAGAUCGAGCUGUACAUGCGGCCUCAAUGGCUGAACGAGAUAAUAAAACUGGACGUCGAUGACCUUCACUGCAGGACCUGCUAUAUGCUGCUGCCUGACUGGAAUCACGUGUUCGUCCACCUCGCGGAAGAACACGACCUCGAAUUCGAUCAAGCGUAUUCCAAGGUCAUACCCUAUGCCCUCGACUCAGACCUGAAGUGUGUCCUCUGUCAUCAGAACUUCCACAAUUUCGGACACCUUGACAGUCAUAUGAAUAAUCAUUACAGUAAUUACAUUUGUUAUGAGUGUGGGGACACAUUCCUAUCAGCUACCCGGUUGGAUAAACACCUGAACGUCCACAAAGUGGGCAACUAUCCUUGUGAUGUUUGCGACAAAGUGUUCACAUUGGACAAGUAUCGGGCCAAGCAUGUCAGCCUCGUCCACAACCAAGAGAGUACGAUCAAAUGUUUAUAUUGCCAGGAGAAGUUCUUGGGUUUGUUUCAAAGACAUGUACAUGUGACGGAACAUCAUAAGGAUAAAGUGAAGGUGUUGACAUGUGAGUUUUGUGGUAAUUGUUAUACAUGGAAGCCAUACUUCCUAGCUCAUAUGAAGAGACGCCAUGGUGCUGAAAAGAAACAUCAGUGUAAACACUGCGAUAAAACCUUCCUAAUGAAAUAUGAAUUGAAGAAUCAUAUGGUCCGUCACACUGGUGAGAGGAACUACCUGUGCGGUCUGUGUGGCGAGAGCUUUACGAGGAUGAUCAGCUUGAAAAAGCAUUGCCAAAUGCAUAAAGAAUUCAAUACAACGAUAGAAAAUUAAAGA
This is a messenger RNA of Nymphalis io (European peacock), 1853 nucleotides long. RefSeq names its product zinc finger protein 26-like. The record is from RefSeq and is a predicted model, not a curated record. NCBI's taxonomy places the organism in Eukaryota, Metazoa, Arthropoda, Insecta, Lepidoptera, Nymphalidae. Gene Ontology annotation, molecular function: DNA binding. Gene Ontology annotation, cellular component: nucleus. Bases 81 to 1850 code for a protein of 589 amino acids. The transcript has 6 exons.